GAGUGGGGCCACGUGGAGGCUUCAGAAGGGGUCGCUGAUAACACGCUCUCCUUCCUCCUCGGUCCUCACACCACCACCGGAAGCUCCGUCACAAUCACAACAAGAACACUGUCUGUCUCACCUCAAAAACCAUUCAACAAAAUUCCAAUUCCGUUCACUUCCAUGGAUUGUGAUUGCUCGCACCUCGAACACGAAGCUUCAUCAUCUUCUUCUAAUGCGUACAGGCUCCUGCUGCAAGCGCUCUCUCUCAUUCCGAUCUGGCAUUACAUGGUUGUUGCCGUCGUUGUUCUGAUCGCGUUUCUCUACAAUUUCAUCGAAAUUCAUUUCCUCGAAGACCUUCUCUCGGGAUUCUCAGGUUACCCUGUCGAAUUGACGUACAAUUCCUGCUCCAAAAUCUAUGAAGGCGUUGUUUCCAAGUGCAGGAUUCUUCACGGUAGGUAUUCGGCGACGCCGUGGCUUUCAAGUCCUCAUCUUCAGACCGUUUUCUUGAACUUCUUCGGGAGGCCUCCCGUUUUCAAAUACCGAAGACAACUAUUUAAUACUCCUGAUGGUGGAACCGUUGCUUUGGACUGGCUAAUGAGUUCUGAUGUUUCUGGUGGUGCUCUUCAUAUGGAUGAUGUUGUUUCUAAAGAUGAAUCUACUCCCAUUGUCAUAGUAAUUCCCGGUCUUACAAGUGACUCUUCAUCUGCUUAUCUCAAACAUCUUGCAUAUCAUACAGCAAAGCAUGGAUGGAAAGUUGUUAUCUGUAAUCACCGAGGACUUGGAGGUGUUUCAAUCACGUCUGAUUGUUUCUACAAUGCUGGAUGGACCGAGGAUGCUCGCACAGUAAUUAAUUAUCUCCACAAAGAGAACCCCAGGGUGCCUUUGUUUGUUGUCGGAACUAGUAUUGGAGCUAAUAUUCUGAUAAAAUAUCUUGGUGAGGAUGGUGAGAAUAUUCCUGUAGCUGGAGCUGUAGCUAUUUGCGGUCCUUGGGACCUUUUGAUAGGGGAUAGAUUUAUAACCCGUAGGCGUGUGCAGAGGUUUUAUGAUAAAGCACUUGCAAUUGGACUUCAAGGUUAUGCAAAAUUACACCAACCUCACUUUUCUCGUCUUGCUAAUUGGGAAGGGAUAGAAAAGUCACUUUCUAUUCGAGAUUUUGAUGACCAUGCCACCCGUAUUGUUGGGAAGUAUGAGACGGUUGAUACGUAUUAUAGACGCUGCAGCAGUUCUAUUUAUGUGCAAUCUGUGUCGAUUCCGCUUCUCUGUAUUAGUGCUCUGGAUGAUCCAGUCUGUACCAGGGAAGCCAUUCCCUGGGAUGAAUGCAGGGCAAAUAAAAAUAUUGUGUUGGCUACUGUAAAGCAUGGAGGACAUCUGGCCUUCUUUGAAGGGAUAACUGCAUCUGGCCUAUGGUGGGUAAGAGCUGCGAAUGAAUUCCUUGGUGUCCUACACUCUAGCCACUAUAUGCAUGUACAGAAGAAGAUCUCUAAACCAAACACACCAUUGAACUCGUCAAUUGAUCAGGGGCCUUAUGUUAAUGUUACUGAAGAUGGAAUGGUGGCUGCAUUGAACAAUGAGCCAACAACAGACAAUGUGGAAGAAAUAAAAGUAAUUCAGGAUACGCAUCAUGACAGUCAUGAUAGGAUUCCAGAAGAGAAAGCUAAAAAACAAGAUGAAGAGCUUGUGACUAAUGCAAAGAGUGGUGAUUCCUCUGGCAUUGCACAAACGACUAGUGCCGAUGAUGCCGUACGUCUUGAUGUAUUAACAUCUUUCAAAAGAUACGUAGGCCAGUUAUCUCGACAAAAUCGAUGGUCCAUUUGGUUGCUGGUUUAUAUUGCUAUUACUACAAGUUGGCCACUGGUCGGUUCAGCCCUAUACAUUGUGUUUGGGAAAAAGCUACGGGAUAUCUUACCAGGUGGUUUGGUCAGAAGAUAAUCUCAUGAUCGCAAAUAUUUUGUUGUAUUUGUCUGUGUAGAUGUAUAAUAAUGUGAAGAAACUGUAUUAGAUUUAUUUUC
Messenger RNA from Gastrolobium bilobum, 1991 nucleotides. RefSeq names its product embryogenesis-associated protein EMB8. The coding region runs from base 163 to 1911 and encodes 582 amino acids. Gene Ontology annotation, molecular function: short-chain carboxylesterase activity; monoacylglycerol lipase activity. The record is from RefSeq and is a predicted model, not a curated record. Lineage: Eukaryota; Viridiplantae; Streptophyta; Magnoliopsida; Fabales; Fabaceae. The transcript has 13 exons.